CUGACGAAGCCGAUCACAUCCGAUCUCCGACACAGUCUCGGCCUUGUUGCAGAGAGAGAGAGAGAGUAGGCAUGGAGAGCCCGCCGGGGAGCGAGAGGUCGAGCCCGGAGGCGGAGAUCGGGUACCGGCUGGAGGACCUGUGGGACGUCCAGGAGCCGCUGCUCAGCCCCUCCGAGAAGCUCAAUUCUUGCUUCGAGGGCGUCCUAGUGUCCUCCUUCCCCCAGGCCCCUCCCUCCCAAGUAAUUGAGAUACCUUCAGACUCCAGCUUGGCUGAUACUGUCGAAAUUCUAUCCAAACACAAGAUCUUGAGUGCACCUGUGAGGAAUGUGGAUGCACCAGAAGAUGCCAGUUGGAUUGACAGAUACAUUGGCAUUGUAGAAUUUGCUGGAAUUGUUGUGUGGCUCCUACAUCAGUCUGAAGUUGCUGCUCUUGGCAUGAUGGCUGGUUCUGCUGUAGCAGGAUUAGCAGCGACACUUGGUGCUGUUACGUUGGAAACAACUGCAUCUGGAAUAGGUGGCGGUGAUGUUGCUUCAGCAGCUGCCAGUGCUGGUGCUGCUGCUGCCGACCCUGCAAAAUCAGGCCUCGAAACAGCUGCUUCAAUGGGCGGAAGCUUUUUUGAAACUCUUACGUCAUCAGAUUUUUAUAAGAAUACAAAGGUUCGCGACAUCUCAGGGUCCUUCCGCUGGGCACCAUUUCUUGCAUUGCAGACGUCUGACUCACUCCUAACCAUGUUGUUGCUACUAUCCAAGUACCGAAUGAAGAGCCUUCCUGUGGUUGAUCUGGGUGAAGGAAGGAUUGAGAACAUCAUCACACAGUCUGCAGUCGUUCACAUGUUGGCAGAAUGUGUUGGACUUCAUUGGUUUGAAAAUUGGGGAACCAAGAAACUUUAUGAGCUCGGCCUCCCUAUUAUGAAGCCUGAUAGGCUUAUCAAGGUGAAUGAGGAAGAACCAGUCCUAAAGGCAUUCCAAUUAAUGCGUAAAAAAGGAAUUGGUGGACUUCCAGUUGUUGAUGGAAGCGGGAAAAAGGCUACAGGAAAUAUAAGCAUUAGAGAUGUUCAAUAUCUUUUAACAGCCCCUGAGAUAUACAAAGAUUACAGGUCCUUCACAGCUAAGAACUUCCUUGCUUCUGUGCGAAAUUAUUUGGAUGAGCAUCAAGAAGCAUCAGCUAUGUUGCGAGGUGUGAUCACUUGCAAAAGAGAUGACACUCUUAAAGACAUAAUUCUGUCAUUGGACUCUGAGAAGAUACACCGAAUCUAUGUCGUUGAUGAGGAGGAGAAUUUGGAGGGGGUGAUCACACUUAGAGACAUAAUCUCCAAAUUGGUCCAUGAACCACAUAAUUACUUUGGAGACUUCUUCGAUGGUGUUGUUCCAUUGCCUCAGAAUAGCAGGGUUUGAGAGCUAACCAAACUUGCUGAAUUCCGAACUCUGACUUGUGUCACACCGUUGUAAACUGCUCGUUGCUCAUGUCGUGAUGUACUUCCAUUUGCUGGUGUGUUGUGUUUACCAUGUGUAAAUCCUUUGUUGUUUCCUUCAUUUCAGCUCACUCUUUAUGUUGUUAGCUAUCCUUUCUUACUGGGUUGUGAUUGGCUUGAAAUCCCAGCUGCCGGCUCAUGAAGGUAACAUCAUGGAUGCUUCAUUUCAAACCUUAGAAAAUUUAUUCUGUGCAGCUUCAAAAACUGUAUGAUAAGUGAUGAAGUUGCACCUUUUCGGUGAUC
Messenger RNA from Phoenix dactylifera (date palm), 1714 nucleotides. RefSeq names its product SNF1-related protein kinase regulatory subunit gamma-1-like. Lineage: Eukaryota; Viridiplantae; Streptophyta; Magnoliopsida; Arecales; Arecaceae. The record is from RefSeq and is a predicted model, not a curated record.